CGAUAGCUGAGAAGCUCCUAGUGACUGCGACUUGAAUUUUUUGACGUUGGAAAGGGGAGAACUACCGGAAGUGCACAAAGAUUACAAGAAAGACCAAAUUCAGGGGGGCAAGCGCGCUGUUGGACAGAAUCGCUCAUUUUGAGGCGAAAUCGCUCAAGACAGAACUUGUCAAUUUCGAUAAAGUUUCGGCGCCAGCCCUAUCAGGCUCAAGGUUCAUGCAAAGUGCCGAACCGGCCGUGGAGCUCGGUUUGUGGUCCAAAACAUUUAGGACGCAAAUCGAACGUAACUCUGCCGCGGCAACGCAAGUAGCCUUGGGGUGGCAUCACACUUCGACGGCUGGCAAUUCCCGUCUGUUUUGCACGGGCGAGUUACGAGUAUCAGCGAAUUGCAACCGUGUUGAUCUCAUCUUUGGCAGUAUAUUUUUGUGUCCGGAUCAUUGCAUGUUGAGUUUUUACAGCAGUUGAUUGCAGCAGUUGAUUGCAGCAGUCCCAAGAUAUACUUGGCGGCGCAUGGGGCCCCAAAGUCUGGUCAAGAAGCCCAAAUCUGAUACAUCUUUCAAUCGUGGAUCGACGAAUCCCAUGAAUUUUC
This is a messenger RNA of Mycena citricolor, 588 nucleotides long. NCBI's taxonomy places the organism in Eukaryota, Fungi, Basidiomycota, Agaricomycetes, Agaricales, Mycenaceae. The record is from the annotation of a GenBank genome assembly.